UACAACCAUACAUUUAGCUGCAAUAUUUGAGUGUAUUUCGUAGCUUGUAGGUAGCUUUAUUUAGUUGCAUACAUCAUUUCGUUGCAGUUUAAGGAGAUGCCUAAAAACGUCUCUUCGUCUCGUGCUGCGCUCUGCCAGCUGUCUGCAAAGGAGUCGCUCUCGCGCGCAUCAGCGGCAAAGAUGAAGAAUGCGCAGGGCCAGCGAUUUGAGAGCAAUGCAGCCAGCAGUCCCUUUGUCCCGACGGUCACCGCUGUCGCCACGGCACCAAGUCUUAAGUGGAUGGUCCUGUCCACUGACAUUUCUUCAGUCAGCCCCAGCAGUGGUGUGAAGCAGAGGACAGCACAAACCCCUGAGAAAGAAGCCCAACCUUCUUCUCCCAAGUUGGGCCCCAGGGCCCCUACAGGCAGGCGAAAGGGACAGAAAGAUCAGCUCACCCCAGAGGAAGAGGAGAGGCGAAGGGUUCGCAGAGAGAGGAACAAACUUGCUGCAGCCAAGUGCCGGAGUCGACGUCGUGAGCUCACUGACAGUCUGCAGGCUGAGACUGACAGUCUAGAGGAGGAGAAGGCAGCUCUGCAGGCAGAGAUCAGCAGCCUGCUAAAGGAGAAGGAGCAGCUCGAGCUCCUCCUGACUGCCCACAAACCUCAGUGCAAAAUCCCAGUCGAGACUGAGCAGGAGGAGACAGCAAGGGAAGAGGAAGAGGUCUCCGAAGAGCCUCCCACACAACAGGCCCCCAUCCUGCUGGAAGAUCAGACCUCUGAGCAGGCACCUUCCACCCCAGCUAACUUGGACAAGACGCUUCUCCACCAGGAGGACACCUGCUCCCAGGAGCUGGAGCCCACUUGCCCCAUCAUCUCAGGAGACUCCAAUGUGCUGCUGUGCUCCAGUGCCGGGCAGGAACCCUACACCGACCUGAAAGAUGUGCGCAUGGUCGACCUCAGCUCCAAGAUGGACGGAGAUGACGAUAUGGACCUGCUGGUGCCUGAUAUUGACCUCAGUGCCUCCUUGGGCCUGACUGAGUGGGAGACUUUAUACAUGACAAUGGGUGGUAGUCUGGACCCCCUCAGAACACCAGUGCUAAGUCCGGACUGCAGCAGCAGUACUGUGCCUGUGUUCGACUUUCCUGGCAGGUGCGAGGAUAGCAAAGGGGGGGCCCGUGGAGCCAGUGGGAGCAGUGAUAACUCCAACCUGCUGGCUUUAUGAAGGCCAGAGCAGAGACUGGUGGGGUGUGCGUCCAGUAUAUGGGACGAUUCUACACUGAUCUGCUGCUGCAUGCCUGUCUUGAUGUGAUGCACUUUUGGAAAUGGAAUGGGGUCAUUGAAACACUAUUUUGUCCCUCUAAGAUGAACCAGAUUACCCUGAUAGCAAAGUGUCUGGAGAAGAAUCAAGAGAGUUUCUUCGACAGGGACAACAGGUUUGUUGAGGUCCAUUUGUAGGUCUGCAUAGAUGUUGUACACAUCAUAUGUGCUACACUCACAUACUGUGACAAAAUCAUUUCUUCCAGAUGGUGAUGUGUGGAAAAUAUUAAUAUUCAUCCUUUAGGUGGAAGUGUUUUUGAUGGGAUCAUUUAUGCACUUUGUAUCAUGUGGACUCAACCGUGUCAGGUCCUAUUUUGUUGUUGAUGUAAAUCUUGUGCUUUACCGUACAGUAUGUUGCCAGGGCCAAUACAUACUGGUUAUUGCAAUAUGAGGUUAUGAUCUUUGAUCUUUGACAACACAUUGCAUUAUACUGACCAAAUUUCCAAUACAGCACUAACCAGAUUUUAAAUGUAUUGGUCAUUAGUUAAAGAAUGAAGAGCACAAUAAUUCUUUGACGAUCUUGCUAAUUAAAGCCAAUGUGAAGUUCUUGUGUUCACAUUUAUUUUCAUAGUAUUAUGUACGUUGUGAUGAAUAUUGUUAUUGUCAAAAUCUGAUGAAUGUUGAGACCAUUAUAUCACUCACCCUAUUCAGCUGCAGUGUCUUAGUGUGUAUGUUGAAAUACUCUAUCUGGAAGUGCUGUUUUUAAAAUGGAGCGUGACUUUGGUUUCCUGUGAGAAUUGUGCCAUAUGUAAAGAUUACAAUUUUGUGUUUUAUAUUUUUAUUACCUUCAAUAUAUGCCAUGUUUACAAA
Electrophorus electricus (electric eel) is the source of this 2105-nucleotide messenger RNA. RefSeq names its product protein c-Fos. Lineage: Eukaryota; Metazoa; Chordata; Actinopteri; Gymnotiformes; Gymnotidae. Gene Ontology annotation, cellular component: nucleus. Gene Ontology annotation, biological process: regulation of transcription by RNA polymerase II. Gene Ontology annotation, molecular function: DNA-binding transcription factor activity, RNA polymerase II-specific; RNA polymerase II cis-regulatory region sequence-specific DNA binding. The record is from RefSeq and is a predicted model, not a curated record.